Messenger RNA from Carica papaya (papaya), 2172 nucleotides. Its product is annotated as putative GPI-anchored protein At1g61900. Gene Ontology annotation, cellular component: plasma membrane. The record is from RefSeq and is a predicted model, not a curated record. NCBI's taxonomy places the organism in Eukaryota, Viridiplantae, Streptophyta, Magnoliopsida, Brassicales, Caricaceae.
UCAUUUACACGCGUGAAAACGGCACACGUGUCAACCCUUCUUGUGGGUACAGUGGGAGGGGGGAGGAGGAUGAAGAAAGGCAAUCAAUGGCGUUAAUGCACUGGCGCUGUUUAUAUCUCAGUUUUUAUGUCUUGUGGGACCCUCUAGUUCUCUCUCCCUCUCUCUCUGUGUGAUUAAGGACAGCUAUUGCUGAUACUGCUUUUAGUCCCCACCCUACUUUGAAGCUCAUUCAUGGCUUCUCUGUACUCUCUCUCUUCACUCUGCUUCACUUUCUUCUCUCGCGUGCUUUCCAUUCUCUGAAUCCUCCGCCAGCAGAAGCUUCUUACCUUUUCUUCUGGGUACUUUUAAAUUUUUUGCUCUUCUUUCAAUCUGAAGGGGAAGGCAAAUGAAUGAAGGGGAGGUUGUGAAGUUGAAUCUCAGCAUGAUUCUUCGAGGGGUGCUGUUAUUAUUUUUUCUCUGUUUUUGUGGAUCUCUUUCCAGCCCAGUAGAUCACUUUGAAGAUUCUGCCUUAAGAGACAAAAGGGCUGAUGCUCUUUUGCCUGAGAUAUCUCCAACUUUGGCUCCUCAGCCCUUUCUUCCUUUUCUUGCACCUACUCCCUUGUCACCUUUUACAAAUAGUACUAUCCCAAAAUUAUCAGGGCGCUGUAUGUUAAACUUCACAGCUGCUCAAAGUUUGAUGAGCACAACUUCAAUAGAUUGUUCGGCUUUCUUUGCCCCGUUGCUGGCUAAUGUAAUAUGUUGUCCUCAGCUAGAGGCCACUCUUGUUAUUCUUAUGGGUAUAUCCAGUAAAGAAACUGGCGUGCUUUCUUUGAAUGGAACUCAUGCCAAGCAUUGCCUUUCAGAUGUAGAGCAAAUUUUGGUGGGACAAGGUGCUAGUGACAAUCUUAAGGAGAUUUGUUCGAUUCAUCCAUUGAACCUCACUGAAGCAUCUUGCCCAGUCAAAGAUGUUAGUGAAUUUGAGAGCACUGUAGAUUCUUCUAAGCUUCUUUCAGCCUGUGAAAAGAUUGAUCCUGUGAAUGAAUGUUGUGAUCAAAUUUGUCAAGGUGCUAUACUAGAUGCUGCUACAAAGAUUGCAUUGAAAGUUUCUGAUCCAUUGAUCCUGGAUGGGUCCCAUUUGUUAUCUGAUCACUCAACUAGGAUUGAUGAUUGUAAAAACAUUGUCUUCCGGUGGCUGGCAAGUAAGCUAGAUCCUUCUCAUGCAAAGGAAGUUCUCAGAGGACUAACAAAUUGUAAUGUUAAUAAAGUUUGCCCUUUGGUUUUACCCAACAUGAGGCAUGUUGCAAAUAGCUGCGGGAACGGGGUGAGUAAUCAGACAGCUUGCUGUAAUGCUAUGGGAAGCUAUGUGGCUCACUUGCAAAAGCAGACUCUAAUUACCAAUUUGCAAGCUUUGGACUGUGCUACAUCUCUAGGACUGAAGCUACAGAAAUCAAAUAUCACUAAAAAUAUUUAUAGCCUUUGUCAUAUAAGCCUCAAGGAUUUCUCUCUUCAAGUUGGUAAUCAAGUAUCAGGAUGCCUUCUGCCAAGCCUGCCUUCAGAUGCAACAUUUGAUAGAGUCUCAGGGGUUAGCUUCAUAUGCGAUCUGAAUGACAACAUUCCAGCUCCAUGGCCCUCGGCAUCACAAUUACCAGCUUCAUCAUGCAACAAAACUGUCAGAAUUCCGGCCCUUCCUGCAGCAGCAUCCGGUCAACAUGGUCUUUACAGUGAGGAUUCGAAAUUAAUUGUCCUCCUCGCGUCCUCGGUUGUUCUCAUGAUGCUCUUGUAGCUGUAAGCAAAUGCUGGUUAUGUACAUUGAGAAAAUUUUACCAGCACCAUACAAUUUUAUCUAUCAUUGGAGAUUUGAGGAUUUUUGGACAACGAUCGUGGAAAAAUUCCUUUGUUACCAUCAAGGCAUGAUAAUUAUGAAAUCAAAAAGUAUAUUUGCGAGAGAGACUCCAGAACUGAGAGAUUUGAAGUUUGUGUUACUAAUGAUAUAGUAAUUCAUGAUUCUUGCUUGCUUGUGUAAUAAAAAUCUACUUGUAAAAAGUAUUUAAGAAGAUGAUGUUGGAUUAAGAAGCUAAUAUCCUGUUUAUCUACACCUUGUAAAUGUGGGUUGCAGCCUCCAGAUGUAUUACAAGCUUACUUUCUCCUCUAUAUUUCGAUAAUAUAUAUGACUAAAGUAUGCUUCUGCCUUCA